AUGACAUCGGAGACUUGCAUUGCGGAAGGAGACACAUCCGGCACGGAAUCAUUGGGGCUCUUGACCUCCGACAUCGGCGACACCUUCUCGUCGGCCCGCUGCCCUUCGCUGCGGGAACUCCGUUUCUUCAACGCUCAAGGGGUGUCCAAUCUUAGCAUCUAUUCAGAAUCUCUCGUCCAUAUAUAUUUGAAAAAUCUGAAAGGGUUACAGCAGCUUACCGUUGCGUCGCCAAUGCUGAGAGAUCUGUCUAUCUCUAAUUGCUUCUUCGAGAGGCAACCAGUGGCUGACAUCACUGCUCCGGUUCUGGAAAAGUUCAUAUGGCUUGAUGAAUAUGAUCCGAGGUCGGUCCAGCUUGGCAAAUUGGCACAGCUACGGCGCUUUAGGAAGAUCCCUGCUCUUGUCAUUAUGAUCGACUAUCCAACUAAGAUGGUUUACUGCCAGAACUGGAUGGAAGCCCUGACCUCGCUGCCGGUUGAGAUAUUAGACCUGGUCCUACUACCAUGUGGACAUGCAAUUGGCUCUUGUGUAUUCCAUUUCCUUAAGAUUUCUACUUUUAUAAGAUGUCUGUUUCUGGAUAUACGUGAAGCCAUUAAGAUGAUAUAG
Miscanthus lutarioriparius is the source of this 603-nucleotide messenger RNA. NCBI's taxonomy places the organism in Eukaryota, Viridiplantae, Streptophyta, Magnoliopsida, Poales, Poaceae. The record is from the annotation of a GenBank genome assembly.